Molecule: messenger RNA, 2014 nt
Organism: Populus trichocarpa (black cottonwood)
Lineage: Eukaryota; Viridiplantae; Streptophyta; Magnoliopsida; Malpighiales; Salicaceae
Product: probable pectate lyase 13
Exons: 4
Coding region: 360-1865 (501 amino acids)
Molecular function (GO): pectate lyase activity
Source: RefSeq, a predicted model, not a curated record
CCAGAGAGAAAAGGAGAGAACAAUUCUCUCUGCUUCUCAUAACAUCACAGCCACCAUACCCCUCCAUUCUGUUCUUCCUUUCUUCCUUGUUAAAAUAAUUACAAAGAAAAGGAAGAAAGCCCUACCAAGCAAGUAACACUUUUUUUUAAGGAACAUUAUAGCCAUGUCAUAUAUUACAAUCUUGUUUUAUUAUAUAAACCACUGCAAACACCUCACAUAUUCCCCAAUUUCAGCUUCCUACGUACUUUUUCUUUGUCGUUGUUCAUUCACUCUUCUUUAAAAUUCUUAUUCUUCUAUAGAUAAGCGAAAGGGUAAACCACAAAUAUCGAAGAACCUAACCCAUUUCAAUUGCUACUUCGAUGAAGCUUUCUAAUUUCUGCGUUCUCUUAAUUUGCCACUUUACUUCAUUCAUUCCUUUCAUUAUUGAAACUACUGCCUUCAAUCUCACCCUUCCACAUCAACAUCCAGACCCUGAGGCUGUUGCUGAAGAUGUAAAACGGAGAGUCAAUGCAUCUCUAUCAAGAAGAAACCUUUUGUCCAUUCAAGAAAAGGACCAAUGCCAAACCGGAAACCCCAUCGACGAUUGCUGGAGAUGCGACCCCAAUUGGGCUAACAACCGCCAACGUUUAGCUGACUGCGCCAUUGGGUUUGGUCAAGGCUCAUUAGGUGGUAGAGGUGGCCAGAUCUAUCUGGUCACUGACUCCUCGGACCAUAACCCAGCCAACCCCACACCAGGCACGUUACGUUAUGCUGUUAUCCAAGACCAACCUCUUUGGAUCAUCUUUUCUUCGGACAUGGUCAUUAAGCUCAAACAUGAACUUAUUUUCAACAGUUACAAAACUAUUGAUGGCCGUGGCGCAAAUGUGCACAUUACAGGAAAUGGGUGCAUAACACUUCAACAUGUGACACAUAUUAUUAUCCACAACAUCCACGUUCACCAUUGCAAGCCUUCUGGUAACACUAAUAUAGCAUCAUCACCAACACAUGUUGGACAGAGAGGGGAAUCGGAUGGUGAUGGUAUUUCCAUCUCUGGGUCACAGAAGAUUUGGAUUGAUCAUUGUUCAUUAUCGUAUUGUACUGAUGGUUUGAUUGAUGCUAUACUGGGGUCUACUGCGAUUACCAUAUCAAACAACCAUUUUACGCACCAUAAUGAAGUGAUGCUAUUGGGGCACAAUGAUAAGUAUGUAUUGGACUCAGGAAUGCAAGUUACUAUAGCUUUUAAUCACUUCGGUGUAGGGCUGGUCCAGCGUAUGCCAAGGUGUAGAAGAGGGUAUAUACAUGUGGUGAACAAUGAUUUUACAGCUUGGGAGAUGUAUGCUAUCGGUGGUAGUGCAAACCCUACCAUAAAUAGUCAAGGGAAUCGAUAUACUGCACCAGCCGAUGAUAAUGCCAAAGAGGUAACAAAGAGGGUGGACACAAACGAGGGAGAGUGGGCAGAUUGGAAUUGGAGAACAGACGAGGACAUCUUGGUAAAUGGAGCCUUCUUUGUGCCCUCAGGAGCUGGUUUGAGUGAGCAAUAUAGCAAAGCCUCCAGCGUGGAACCCAGGUCUGCUAGGUUAAUUACAGAACUCACCAUGAAUGCUGGUGUCUUUGGUGACCCCAGAGAUGAUAGCGGGGGCAUUUCUAAUCCUGGAUUCAGCGGUGCUGGGACCAGUACUGUCACGCCCACCACCGGCACUCAAGGGACGGGGGCCGGUGGCGGUACUGAUGGCGACUACUUUGGAAUGAUAUUCGGCAGCGGCUCUUCACUACCCCGACCUCCCACAUCUAUUAGCUUAAUCUUUUUGUCUCUUCUAAUUAUUCUAGCUUUGAGCACCAUCACCAACAAUGGUGCCUUGUUAUCUUUCCCCUUAUUGUCAUUAUAGAAGUCAGGAAAAUAUUUGUCAUCAAUAUUAAGAUGUAAAGAGAAAAAAAAAUUCAUCACAAGCAGUUUGAUUCCAUUGCAAGCCCCACCGAUUAUCACAAUUGUAUAUAAUAACAUCAAAAGAUCAAUGAUUUGAGCCCCGUUAUGUAA